AAUAGUGAGUGGUGCACACUUCCUUCGCCCAGCCACAGAACAAAAAAAAGUCCCAUUUAAGAGUUGCUGGUGUAACAAUAGGAAGAAUAUAUUCCACUCCUCUCUUCUACACGCGGCUUAUGAGAUGAACGCUCGUCAAGAAGAUCGUCCCCUUCAGCAGCAGGAGGAUCCACAGCCCCCCCACAUUAAAGAAGAAAAGGAGGAUCUCUGGAUCACUCAGGAGGAAGAGUGUCUUCUAGGGCAGGAGGAGGCUGAUCUCAGCAAGUUUCCACUGACUGUUGUCUCUGUGAAGACUGAAGAGCAUGAAGACAAACCACCUGAGUCCUCACAGCUUCAUCACAGUCCAACAGCUGUCAAAGAGGCAGCUACGACUUUUUUUGCUCCUCCAUGGCUUCCAUCAGAGACACUGGCGGUCACCGCAGCCCUCCGACUUUCAGAAACAAUACCAAGACAUCAGAGAGCUGUUACGCAGCAAAGACAAGAACAUCGCCUCGAUGGCAUUCACCAGGAUCAACUCGAACACUUGAUCGAGUUUCUCACCCUUUUCAAGUCAGCAAUCAGCGAGCUUGAAGUAGAACAUCACCCAACCGUUCAGAUGGUUCUGCUCUGGUUUUUCAAGCUGAAAAAACACUGUGAGCCCAAGUUUGGAGACCCACCUUACAUGAAAACUCUCCUCUCUCGCGCGUCUUCUCUGCUUGAUGAGAAGAUGCAUCCGACUGCUGCUCACAAAAUCGCCACUUUUCUCCACCCGAAAUUUAAGUCGCUGAAAAUGCUGGCAGACGAGGACAGACGAGAAGUGAUCAAGCAGGUUCGGGAACUUCUUCUAGAGGAUGGAGAAGAAAACCCUGCCACCGAGCCACCUGUCACCGAGCCCCAAUCAGCAACAGAGCAAGGUGGAGCUGAUGGCACAUCACCAAAAAAAAAAUAAGAUUGACUUCACAGAAUGGGAGGAGGAUACAUCUUUGCUUGUUGAUGAAGUAGAGGAUUAUUCCUCUACAAACUCCCAAUACGACAGAUCAGCAGAAGAACAUCUACUUUCCUUUUGGGGGCAAAAAGGACAAUCAUUCCCACGACUACAACACCUUGCCAAGAGACUCCUAUGCAUCCCAGCAACAAGUGCCGCAAGUGAGCGUUCCUUCAGCGCAGCAGGGCGCAUUUUAGAGGCCAGGCGCUCUCGCCUGAAUCCUGGCACUGUAGAUCCAAUUUUAUUCCUGCAUAGUGCCAACAAAAAAAAAAGAAAAUAGACAUACGGUUGGAUAUGUCAACCUUCGUCUUGUGUUAGCUUUCUGGUACCAUCUCUGAUGUUUAUGUUCCAUAUAUAUUGAUGUUUAGAGAAAGUGUUGAGUUGCAGUGUGUGUGGUGAAAGAUUCUCUUAUAAGUACCAGUGUAAGAAACACAAGUGUGCUGGUGAGAACAGCAGCAGCAAAUGAAACUGCAGGAUUUUAAAUAAACUGUCAAAACUUUAA
This is a messenger RNA of Nerophis ophidion (straightnose pipefish), 1466 nucleotides long. RefSeq lists its product as uncharacterized. The transcript has 5 exons. The record is from RefSeq and is a predicted model, not a curated record. Bases 125 to 928 code for a protein of 267 amino acids. NCBI's taxonomy places the organism in Eukaryota, Metazoa, Chordata, Actinopteri, Syngnathiformes, Syngnathidae.